This is a messenger RNA of Mollisia scopiformis, 1711 nucleotides long. RefSeq names its product terpenoid cyclases/Protein prenyltransferase. The record is from RefSeq and is a predicted model, not a curated record. Gene Ontology annotation, biological process: protein geranylgeranylation. The transcript is spliced from 3 exons. Gene Ontology annotation, cellular component: Rab-protein geranylgeranyltransferase complex. The coding region runs from base 410 to 1399 and encodes 329 amino acids. Lineage: Eukaryota; Fungi; Ascomycota; Leotiomycetes; Helotiales; Mollisiaceae. Gene Ontology annotation, molecular function: Rab geranylgeranyltransferase activity.
UGCCGAGCAGAAACUUUUGCGGACGGUUUCUUGACUGACAAUCAGCGCGGAUUCAGAUCAGAUUCGCUCGUCACAAAGCCCAAAGUCCUUCCAAUUCUCCAUGUCUAUUCGAGGCUUCUCGCGGACACAGAGAGGACUUGAAGAAAGGCGCCGCUGAACUGAGAGAGCAAGCUGUGUAGGAAUUGAUUUAUAGAUAUCUUUAGGUUGUAAAAGCGACAAUAGCAUACUUCAGUUCAAGAGUGGUCAGCCUCGUGCCACGAGGCUGACGAAUGAAUCGAUUGGCGGGUCGAAAUCCUCAUGUGGGCCGAAACCAUCCCACCUCAUUUCUCACGCAAGGCACCGAACUUAUUCAUGAGCUCCACAUCUCGACACGGGGAGUAUCUGUACAGUUUUCCAUAAUCUUCUCGUCAUGGCUCUCGUUUCCGGGCCUGGACGUGCUGGCGCGCUCCCUGACGAGCUUCAACUCGCUGUAGAAGCUCAUGUGAAGUAUAUUCAGUCUUUGGAUACUCGCAGGGACGAACUCGAGUACUGGCUCACCGAACACCUUCGUCUUAAUGGCCUCUACUGGGGCGUCACAGCUCUCCACCUUCUCAAUCGACCCGAUGCCCUUCCCCGCACAGAAACAAUAGACUUCGUGCUAAGCUGCCAAGCAGAAAAUGGCGGAUUUGGAGCAGCUCCUGGACAUGACGCCCAUCUACUUUCAACCGUGAGCGGGAUACAAAUCCUGGCAAUGGUCGAUGGCUACGAGGAGCUUGAGAAGCGGGGCAAAGUCGUCGCAUUCGAGGGGAAAGAGUACAAGGGAAAAGAAGUUGUGGGCAGAUAUCUUUCCGGACUGCAGAAUAAGGAGACGGGCACAUUUGCUGGUGAUGAGUGGGGAGAAGAGGACACUCGGUUUCUUUAUGCUGGUCUUAAUGGCUUGAACUUGCUGGGAUUGUUAGACUUGGUCAAUGUCGAUUUGGCCGUCGAUUACAUCGUCAGUUGUGCAAACUUCGAUGGUGGCUAUGGAGUCUCUCCUGGGGCUGAAAGCCAUUCGGGUCAGAUCUUUACUUGCUUGGCGGCAUUGAGUAUCGCGAAGAGGAUUGAUACAGUCGACAAGGAUAAGUUGGGCCAGUGGUUAAGUGAGAGACAAGUGGAGCAAGGAGGGUUGAAUGGGAGGCCAGAGAAACUUGAAGAUGUCUGCUAUAGUUGGUGGGUAGCGAGUAGUAUGACUAUGAUUGGACGCUUGCAUUGGAUUGAUGGCAAGAAAUUGACUGAAUUUAUACUGAGAUGUCAAGAUCCGGUUGGUGGAGGAUUUGCAGACAGACCUGGAGACAUGGUCGAUGUUUUCCAUACAUGCUUUGGCGUUGCGGGGUUGAGUCUUCUGGAGUUUGAGGGCUUGGAGGAGGUGGAUGCUGUAUAGUGAGUAAAUAUUCCUUCGCACAGCUCAUAUUGACUGGGGAACAGCUGUAUGCCCAAGAAAGUGCUUGAACGAAUACUUGGGCCACAAUAUGGAAAAAAUGACUGAUGUUAAUGAAGUUAAUGGAUCAAGCAUGAUCUGACGAAAGCUGUCUGAGUGGAUGUAGUCUAGCCAGUGCUUAUAGGAAUCAAAGGUAGGCAUGAAUUUGUAUCUCUCCUGCCAUCUAAUAACCUAGCACCUUUGUGUUUUGUGGUGCAAGGAUACAAGGCAGGAGAAGAGAAAUUCCAAGCUACAUUAGCAUACAGUCUUUGCCCA